Messenger RNA from Centruroides sculpturatus (bark scorpion), 1158 nucleotides. RefSeq lists its product as uncharacterized. The transcript is spliced from 2 exons. The record is from RefSeq and is a predicted model, not a curated record. Gene Ontology annotation, biological process: signal transduction. Gene Ontology annotation, molecular function: protein binding. The coding region runs from base 88 to 744 and encodes 218 amino acids. NCBI's taxonomy places the organism in Eukaryota, Metazoa, Arthropoda, Arachnida, Scorpiones, Buthidae.
UCGAAAAUUGUAAAAUUAAUUCGAAAUAAAGCUAUUAAUCAUCAUUAUUCUGAAUUUGCUUAAAAGAAUUUUAUAAGUUCAUUAAAGAUGAUGGUUUAUAAGAUAUUCUUCGUUACUUUUUGUUAUAUUUUUGAUUUUUCUCACAGUACCAUUGAUAUUAAUAGAGCCGAAUUACAAAUGGUGGCAGAUAGCCUUACUUCCAGCGAAUGUAGACGUCUUUUGGAGAGUUUGCAUCGAGACGACUACAUUUUGGAUCCAUUUCCGUCGGGCAAUCACGAACCAAAAAACAUCCCGUGUCUUCGUUUGCUUGAACAUUGGAAUACGCACGAAGCAAAGAAUGAAACAUAUCAUUUACUAGCUCUAAGACUGGAACAAAUGGGAAAAAUUAAUGUAGCUGAUCGAUUAUCACGAAGUGUAAAUCGCGAAGUAUCCAACGCAUUGAGGAGAGAUUUUCAUUUACCAGAAAUCGAAGAUCCAGAGGAGGAAAAACAUCAAGACAUUUCAAAUGUGGAUAUUUCCAAACUAUUUUUAUCAGACAAUAUUGUACGUAGAUCACCAACGAAUCCAAUGUACAUCGUUAUUGUUAUAUUAUGUUCUUGCAUUUCCGUAAUUAUAGUAAUUAUUGUCAUUAUUUCAUUAGUCGAAAAAUUUCUUCCGGAUGUUUAUGAAAGAAUGAGAAUUAUUUUUUAUCAGUCAUUCACAGGCUAUUCACCACCUGAAGAACGUCAUUACAUGUGUUGUUAAGUUCAUCUUCUGCUUGAAAAUUACUUAUAUAUAAUAUGUACUUGGUUUUAUUAAUAUUAAUAUUAACCUAAAUCUACAAUUCUGAUGUAAUGAUUUGAUAUAAAGAAUUAUAUAUUUAAAAUUAUAAAAUUCUAAAUAAAAUAAUUCACUUGAUACUUCAGUUCUAAAACUAAAGCAUGGAUGACCGGAUAGCUAUGGUGAUUGUUGCAUUAACUAAUCGAUCUGGGAAACCCAGGAUCUAAUUUAGAAGAGUAACUCGAGAAUUUUCCCGGAGUGUUCCGUUCUUUAUCACCCAGCUACCCCUCAACGUGGGCCUAUGAAGAGCAUGAGAAAAGACCCCUUGCUAUGCACAGAGCAGAAAGAUUAAAAAAGUCGGUAAUGUAUGAUUUAUGUAUUAUUGAAAUAAGCAUAAUA